Messenger RNA from Micropterus salmoides (largemouth bass), 4086 nucleotides. RefSeq names its product damage-specific DNA binding protein 1 (gene ddb1). Lineage: Eukaryota; Metazoa; Chordata; Actinopteri; Centrarchiformes; Centrarchidae. Gene Ontology annotation, biological process: DNA repair; proteasome-mediated ubiquitin-dependent protein catabolic process. The transcript is spliced from 27 exons. Gene Ontology annotation, cellular component: site of double-strand break; nucleus. The record is from RefSeq and is a predicted model, not a curated record. Gene Ontology annotation, molecular function: nucleic acid binding; protein binding. Bases 96 to 3518 code for a protein of 1140 amino acids.
CAGCUAACUACUUCCGGGAGUUUUAUUAUCAAUGAUUUUGGCACUUUUGGGAGAUUAAAACACUACUCUGGUGUUUGUCUUUUGUUGUUGUCAAAAUGUCGUACAACUACGUGGUAACAGCCCAGAAACCUACGGCAGUCAACGCCUGCAUCACAGGUCACUUCACCUCUGCGGAAGACCUCAAUCUGCUCAUAGCAAAAAACACACGGUUAGAGAUCUAUGUGGUCACAGCAGAGGGGCUGAGGCCCGUCAAGGAAGUGGGAAUGUAUGGAAAGAUUGCUGUCAUGGAGCUCUUCAGGCCAAAGGGUGAGAGCAAAGACCUGCUGUUCAUUCUCACAUCCAAGUACAAUGCCUGCAUCCUAGAAUACAAACAGAAUGGGGAGAGCAUUGACAUCAUCACCCGUGCCCAUGGCAAUGUCCAGGAUCGUAUUGGACGUCCAUCAGAGACGGGUAUUAUCGGAAUUGUUGAUCCAGAAUGCCGUAUGAUUGGCCUACGGCUGUAUGACGGGUUGUUCAAGGUAAUCCCAUUGGACCGGGACAACCGUGAGCUCAAGGCCUUCAACAUCAGACUGGAGGAGCUGCAGGUCAUCGAUGUUCACUUCCUGUAUGGCUGCCAGGCUCCAACUGUCUGCUUCAUCUAUCAGGACCCGCAGGGACGCCAUGUGAAAACCUAUGAGGUUUCUCUGAGGGAGAAGGAGUUCAACAAGGGUCCUUGGAAACAGGAGAAUGUUGAGGCUGAGGCAUCUAUGGUCAUCCCAGUGCCUGAGCCAUUUGGUGGAGCUAUAAUCAUAGGACAAGAGUCCAUCACCUACCACAAUGGAGACAAAUACUUGGCCAUUGCACCACCUACCAUCAAGCAAAGCACCAUCGUCUGCCACAAUCGGGUGGACCCCAAUGGCUCGCGCUACCUGCUGGGGGACAUGGAGGGACGUCUGUUUAUGCUGCUGUUGGAGAAGGAGGAGCUAAUGGACGGCACGGUGGCGCUCAAAGACCUGCAUGUGGAGCUGCUCGGAGAGACAUCCAUUGCUGAGUGUUUGACCUACUUGGAUAACGGUGUGGUCUUUGUGGGCUCCAGACUUGGCGACUCCCAGCUGGUGAAGCUCAAUGUGGACAGCAACGACCAGGGCUCAUAUGUGGGGGUGAUGGAGACGUUCACCAAUCUGGGGCCCAUUGUGGACAUGUGUGUGGUAGACCUGGAGAGGCAAGGCCAGGGCCAGCUGGUAACAUGCUCAGGUGCAUUCAAGGAAGGCUCUCUCCGGAUUAUUCGCAAUGGCAUUGGGAUUCAUGAGCAUGCCAGCAUUGACCUCCCAGGAAUCAAAGGUUUGUGGCCGCUCCGCUCUGAGGCAGGCAGAGAGACAGAUGACAUGCUGGUUCUGUCUUUUGUGGGUCAAACACGAGUUUUGAUGCUGAGUGGUGAGGAAGUUGAGGAGACUGAACUUCCAGGCUUUGUGGACAACCAGCAGACAUUUUACUGUGGCAACGUGGCACACCAACAACUCAUUCAAAUCACAUCGGGCUCUGUGCGCCUGGUGCUCCAAGAGAGCAAAGCCUUAGUGAGUGAAUGGAAGGAGCCACAGGGCAGGAACAUCAGUGUGGCUGCCUGCAACCACACUCAGGUGGUGCUUGCCGUGGGACGUGCCCUCUACUACCUGCAGAUCCUGGCUGGAGAGCUGAAACAGAUCAGUACCACUGAGAUGGAGCAUGAGGUGGCCUGCCUGGACAUCACACCUCUGGGGGAGGGUGGCGGUGAGUCUCCCCUCUGCGCUGUGGGACUCUGGACCGACAUCUCAGCCCGUGUGCUCAAACUACCUUGCUUCACAACCCUGCACAAGGAAAUGCUGGGCGGAGAGAUCAUCCCUCGCUCAAUCCUGAUGACCACCUUUGAAGGCAGCUACUACCUGCUGUGUGCGCUGGGAGAUGGAGCACUCUUCUACUUUGGUUUGGACCUGCAGACUGGUGCCCUGAGCGAGCGUAAGAAAGUCACACUUGGCACCCAGCCCACUGUGCUGAGGACCUUCAGAUCCCUGUCCACUUCCAACGUCUUCGCCUGCUCCGACCGACCCACCGUCAUUUAUUCCUCCAACCACAAGCUGGUCUUCUCCAACGUCAACCUCAAGGAGGUCAAUUACAUGUGCCCACUGAACUCUGAGGGCUACCCCGACAGUCUGGCUCUGGCAAACAACAGCACUCUGACCAUCGGUACCAUCGACGAGAUACAGAAACUCCACAUUCGCACUGUUCCCCUCUAUGAGUCUCCCAGGCGGAUCUGUUACCAGGAGGUUUCCCAGUGUUUUGGGGUUUUGUCCAGCAGGGUGGAGAUUCAGGAUGUGAGUGGCACCACAUCUGCCGUACGCCCCAGCGCGAGCACUCAGGCUCUGUCCAGCAGCGUGAGCUCCAGCAAGCUCUUCCCCAGCAGCACUUCUCCCCACGAGACGUCCUUCGGUGAAGAGGUGGAGGUUCACAGUCUACUAGUUGUGGAUCAGCACACCUUUGAAGUCCUGCAUGCCCAUCAGUUCCUCCCCAGUGAGUACGCCCUCAGCAUGGUGUCAUGUCGUCUGGGAAAAGACCCGUCAGUGUAUUUUAUUGUCGGCACUGCCAUGGUGUACCCAGAGGAGGCUGAGCCCAAGCAGGGACGCAUCGUGGUCUUCCACUACACCGACGGUAAGCUGCAAACCGUGGCUGAGAAGGAGGUUAAAGGAGCUGUCUAUUCUAUGGUGGAGUUCAAUGGCAAACUGCUGGCCAGCAUCAAUAGCACAGUCCGUCUGUACGAGUGGACAGCUGAGAAGGAGCUGAGGACAGAGUGUAACCACUACAACAACAUUAUGGCCCUUUACCUGAAGACCAAAGGAGAUUUCAUCCUGGUGGGAGACCUGAUGAGGUCCGUCCUCCUGCUGGCAUACAAACCCAUGGAGGGCAACUUUGAAGAGAUUGCACGUGACUUCAAUCCUAACUGGAUGAGUGCAGUGGAAAUCCUGGACGACGACAACUUCCUGGGGGCAGAAAACGCCUUUAAUCUGUUUGUCUGCCAGAAGGACAGUGCGGCCACCACAGACGAGGAGAGGCAGCACCUGCAGGAGGUGGGGGUCUUCCACCUCGGCGAGUUUGUCAAUGUCUUCUGCCACGGCUCACUGGUGCUGCAGAACUUGGGCGAGAGCUCCACGCCUACUCAGGGCUCUGUGCUCUUUGGCACCGUUAACGGCAUGAUUGGUCUUGUGACAUCCCUGUCUGAGGGCUGGUACAGCCUCCUCCUGGACCUGCAGAACCGCCUCAACAAGGUCAUCAAGAGCGUGGGCAAGAUCGAGCACAGCUUCUGGAGAUCCUUCCACACAGAGCGUAAGACAGAACUGGCCACGGGAUUUAUCGACGGGGAUCUGAUUGAGAGCUUCCUGGAUCUCGGCCGAGCCAAGAUGCAGGAAGUCGUCAGUACUCUACAGAUCGAUGACGGCAGCGGCAUGAAGCGUGAAGCCACAGUGGACGAGGUCAUUAAGAUUGUGGAGGAGCUGACGAGGAUCCACUAACCUCAACCGUCAUCCGAACCCCCACUUUGUGAGAGGAGGAAAUGAUGGGCAAAAUGACGAGGAAGCGAACAGAUUUGUAAAUAAUUAUAAAUAAACAGUGAGUGCAUGUUCGUCCUUCGGACUUCAGUGAUUUGUCAACCGUUGAGGCCCUGAAAGUGCUACGUGAUGAGUGUAGCACUCUUCAUGUAGACAAGAGUCUCUGGGCAAAGUGUGUGGCACCCUGUUAGGACAACAAAAAGACCAAAGUAAAGACAUUGGUCUGAGAGUGUGUGUGUGCGCGCAUGUGUGAUUGCGUCCGUGUGGAAUAAUGUGUGACUAUAAAUAGGAAAAACCCAGAAAUUUUCUUCACCAAAAACAUCCUCUGGGAUAUUUGUGACAGUUUAAAGGUUGAAGGUUAGCAGAUCCUCUACACCCACAGUUUAAAUCUAAAUGAUCUACACAUUGAAGUCUGGAGUUAACACACUGUACACGCUGAGAAACAAAAUGAGGAAAUGAUAGAUUUAUAGCUAUUUUGUCUUUGUGAUGUUUUCUUUGUUUAUUCUAAUAAACUUUGCUUUAGUACUGUUAA